Papilio xuthus (Asian swallowtail) is the source of this 480-nucleotide messenger RNA. RefSeq lists its product as uncharacterized. Lineage: Eukaryota; Metazoa; Arthropoda; Insecta; Lepidoptera; Papilionidae. The transcript has 2 exons. The record is from RefSeq and is a predicted model, not a curated record. The coding region runs from base 1 to 480 and encodes 159 amino acids.
AUGAAUAAAAUAAGAGUCAUUCUUGUUUGUACGGUAGCUGUAUUUGUUUUAACGCCAGUGUCAGCGACAAACGUACAACUCCCUGCAGUCUACCCUCUAGUCAACGUUCUCCUGCCUCUCUUAAACAACGUCUACAAUCUCUUACUAUCUCUACUUUCAAUCUUCGACACACUACCGCCAUCUAUCAGUUGCCUGAUACCAGUCGAUUUAGGGGCGUUAGAGACAUCAUUGCUCAAACUUUAUUCUCAAGCUUUAGCGAUAGUUAAUUUCUUAAGGUCAUUACCUGAAUAUGCAAUCGGUGCCAACCCAAACACCCCUAGUACAGGGGUGGCGAAUAUGCAGGGGCUUCUUACAACACUGGUCGGAGCAAUCACAGACCUGGCGGACGAUGUUCUUGUGGGGAUCGGUGGCGCUUUGUUACCAGGUCUACUGCAGUUGGUUGUUAUGGUCGUACAAACCUUGCUUAACUUGUUACUUUAA